Molecule: messenger RNA, 1751 nt
Organism: Chelmon rostratus (copperband butterflyfish)
Lineage: Eukaryota; Metazoa; Chordata; Actinopteri; Chaetodontiformes; Chaetodontidae
Product: mitochondrial RNA pseudouridine synthase rpusd4-like
Exons: 6
Coding region: 202-1365 (387 amino acids)
Biological process (GO): pseudouridine synthesis
Molecular function (GO): pseudouridine synthase activity; RNA binding
Source: RefSeq, a predicted model, not a curated record
AUUGUUAUGCCACCAUUAAACAGUUAAAAUAUUUGAUUUUUGCAUUUUCUUGCCUUUUAGUUGUGCACAAAAUAAUAUUUGCACUUUUAUUCUGAAAGGUGCGGCCCGGAUAUAGUUUAAUGGGGAACAUGCUUUCUCGCUUACUCUGAACUUUGUUUAUAUACCUUCAAGCCAAUGUGUUCCAUCUAACCACACUCCACAAUGAACAGCUGUAGAAGAAUGACCUGCGGUGACUGGAUAUCCGGCCUGAACACCGUCUUUCUUCGGGUCAAACCAGGGACAAAGUGCCACCGGUGCUCGGGGACAGCACCGAUCCUCAGCCAGAGCCAGGCCACCACCUCUAAACACGCUCCGGCCUCCAACACGGGAGAGAAACCGCGGCUGAGAGCGAUAGACCUGGCCCGUAAGAUCCAGCAGGAGAAGACGAAGCCACCGGCGGAAACGCCUCCUGUGUCCGCUCAACAGAAGAGGGUGGCGGAUCUGAAACGGUUCAGUCUACAGCUUCAAAAUGUCCAUCCUAAUGUGCUGGCCAAACACCUCCACAGAAGCGUGCUGUACCAGGAUAAAGAUGUAGUUGUGAUAAACAAACCUUACGGUGUUCCUGUCAAAGAUGGCUCUGGGGUCACGUCCAUCUCCUCUGUGCUUCCUGUUCUCUCCAAAAUAAUGGCUGGGAUGAAGAUCAAGUCUGACUCUCAGCUGCUCACCUGUCUGGGACUAGAGAAAGAAAUAUCAGGAGCUCUCCUGCUGGCCAGGAGCGAAGAAGUAGUGGAGCACGUACUCAACCUUGACAGAAAUAACCAAGUGCAGAGAAAGUACUGGGUCGUCACAGUUGGUGUUCCUGUGCCGUCAGAAGGAGUCAUUGACAUUCCCAUCAUAGAGAGAGAGGUCACAGGCCCUCAGCCACACUAUAAGAUGGCUCUAAGUCCUCUUUUCAGAACGAAUGAUGCAGGCGAUGGUGUGACCAAAGUCCGCAGCCAUCGGCAGGCCCAUCCUGCAGUGACCAAGUACAGAGUCUUGGACAGCAGCAAUGGUUGCAGCCUUGUGGAGCUGCAGCCUUUUACUGGAGCCAAGCACCAGAUGAGGGUUCACAUGGCGUUUGCUCUGUCGUGCCCCAUUCUUGGUGACCACAAAUAUUCCCACUGGAGCAAACUGGCGCCUCAGAAAUUACCGGAACGUGUCUUGGGAAAGCUUGGCCUGGAACAGAGCAAGAUCCGGUACGUUCCUCUUCAUUUGCUUGCUCGACAGCUGACGCUGCCGGGAACCAGUCAAGCUCAUAUCAACGUGUCCUGUCCCCUGCCGAAAUACUUCAUGCAAACAUUGACUCGACUGCAGUUAACUGCCCCUGAUAAAGACGACUCUAAAUAAUCCACUCUUCGUUGUGAAAUUCUUUGAGAUCCAACAGACGUCUCAGCUGUGACGGAUUUCAGACUGCAACAUUGGGGAAAAAGUGUGUCAUGCACACCAUUGAAGUUAAAUAGGAAAUUAAUUUAUAUCAGGCUGGAUUACUGUGAAGUUUUGUAAAGUGAUCAAACACAGAAGAGACUCUGUGGAACAUGACUGUACAGUGCUAUACACUUUUAGUAAUAAACAAAUGAAGCAGAACUGUAUCACAACUAUUUUUGUCUGUGUCCAAAUGUACAUGUCAUCUCAAGGGAGGCACCACUAGGCUACGGAUGCUGUUGGUGUGACAAGCCGUGUGUAAAAAGGCCCACAACUAAUCCUUAUUUCAAAUGUCAACAUUCCCACAGACA